CCAAAACCAUAUUUUCUUUUAACUCUUUUUCCUCUCCUUUGGAGAAAGUCGUCCCUUCCUCUUUACUCAACAUUCAUUCCACAAUUAUCAUUUUUCUACUUAUAUUAUUGUAUGAUCACAUUUAUUCUAGCUAGGAGUUUUUAUUUGCUAUAUUAUUGCAUAUAUGGGGGCUGGUAUUUCUGGCUUGGUGGAUCAGGAGAAAUUAACAGGUAGUAAUAAUAUUGGUCGACCUUCAGAGGCUGGCCUUGGAGACUUGCCGGAAAGCUGCAUAGCUUUGGUCCUUAAGCAUCUGGACCCAACUGAGAUCUGUAAAAUUGGUCGUGUCAGUAGGACAUUUCAUCAAGCUUCAUUGACUGACCUUGUCUGGGAACCAAAGUUGCCUCAAAAUUAUCAAAUUCUUCUCAAAAAUUAUCAUUUCAAUGAAAAUUCAUGUUCAAACGCUAGCGAAGAAUACUCAGGUAGCUUAACCAAGAAAGAGAUAUUUGCCAGAUUGUGUCGUCCGAAUCACUUUGGGAGUGGCAAUUAUAAGACAUUUUGGAUGGAAAAAAAUAGAGGGAUGUGUGUUUGUAUAUCGUGGAAGGAAAUGAAGAUAACAGGCAUAGAAGACCGCAGAUAUUGGAGCCAUAUCUCAUCUGAUGAAUCAAGGUUCAACACAUUUGCAUUUCUCAAACAAAUAUGGUGGGUAGAAGUGGAAGGGAACUUAGAAUUCGAAUUCCCAGAGGGAAACUACAGCGUAUUCUUUCGGCUUCAGCUGGGAAAAACGUCAAGAAGACUAGGGCGACGAGUCUGCACCGUUGAUCAAGUCCAUGGCUGGAAUAUCAAACCCGUCCAAUUUCAACUAUCAACGUCAAACGGCCAGCAGGCAACUGCGCAAUAUUACUUGAAUGAGCCAGGAAAGUGGAUAAAUUAUCAUGUUGGAGACUUUGUUGUGGACAAGGACACUAGCAUGCCAACAAAGUUAAAGUUCUCAAUGACUCAAAUAGAUUGCACUCAUACUAAAGGUGGUCUUUGCCUAGACUCUGUGCUCAUCAUCCCUGCUGAGAUUGGGCCAAAGAAAAGUAGGUUAACUUCUUAAAUUGUAGGAAUAGAAUUGAUGCAAGUAUGUGAGUCGUACCGUGGAGUGUUACUUAGUAAUUAAUGAAAUCAUGUGCAUGUGAAAAUUAUGGAAGAUGAGGAUUUAUGUUUUAGUAGGGGUGAAAGUUAUUGGGUAAUUUCUUUCCAUCCGUUAAAACUUUAGUUGACAUAGCUAUUAAGUAAUAGUCUAAUGUGGGUACGUGGUACCAAGCAGUGGUGGAACCAGAAUUUUCAUUAAGGGGGUUCAAAGUCUAAAGAUUAGAGAGACAAACUUGCCUAAGAGGGUUCGACAUCUAUUAUAUAUACAUAAAAAAAAAUUAAUUAUGUAUAAAUAAUAUAAUUUUUCGUCGAAGGGGGUUCGGAUAAAUUUCUGAACUCAAGGUGGCUCCGCCCAUGAUAGCAAAGCAAAGACAGAUUCAGAAUUUAAAUUUAAUGGGUUUAAUUUUUUAAAAUUUUAAACAUUAAAUUUAAUUCUUUGUAAUAUUUAAAUUUUGUGUUCAAAUUUAAUAGUUUUAGUAAAUCUUUAGUCACAUAUCUUGUACGCUCCAUGUCAAAAAUUAUAGAUUCAAAUGAACUAUAGUCGAAAGGCUACACCCUCCCCUAAUGCAAUUACUUGUGCAUAUUGAUCGCAAUAUAAAACCAAAAAGUGACUCUGUGGCUUGCUUACUAUCCCAACAGACAGCUACCACCUGUUCCAAAUGGGGAUAAUUAGUUGUCUUACUAUAUACCUUAC
Molecule: messenger RNA, 1807 nt
Organism: Solanum dulcamara
Lineage: Eukaryota; Viridiplantae; Streptophyta; Magnoliopsida; Solanales; Solanaceae
Product: F-box protein PP2-A13
Exons: 3
Coding region: 164-1075 (303 amino acids)
Molecular function (GO): protein binding
Source: RefSeq, a predicted model, not a curated record